Messenger RNA from Hevea brasiliensis (rubber tree), 2053 nucleotides. Its product is annotated as glutathione reductase, cytosolic. Gene Ontology annotation, biological process: cell redox homeostasis; glutathione metabolic process; cellular response to oxidative stress. Gene Ontology annotation, molecular function: glutathione-disulfide reductase (NADPH) activity; NADP binding; flavin adenine dinucleotide binding. The transcript has 17 exons. Gene Ontology annotation, cellular component: mitochondrion; cytosol. The record is from RefSeq and is a predicted model, not a curated record. Lineage: Eukaryota; Viridiplantae; Streptophyta; Magnoliopsida; Malpighiales; Euphorbiaceae. The coding region runs from base 267 to 1757 and encodes 496 amino acids.
AUUACAUAUUAAAUAUAGAUUAAAAUUUUAACCUUCCACUUCUUUACAUAUCUGCCCUCUUUCUUGACAGCUAACUUGUAAUCUCCCGCUGUACUCUGACCACUGGUCUCCGAUCGCCAUGUUGAUGGUGUAUAAACUACAAAGUACAAACCAUUAAUAUAUCUUUCUUUUCUUCACGUAAACCCUAAAUCUCCCCUCUUCUCUUCACCUGAUCCGUCUCCAAAGAAGCAGACUAGUUUACUCAACGUUCGAUUUAUUUUACAAUCAUGGCGAGGAAGAUGCUUAUUGAUGGAGAGCUGAAUCAGUCUAAUGAACAAGAGUCCCACUAUGAUUUUGAUUUGUUUGUAAUUGGAGCUGGAAGUGGCGGUGUUCGUGCUUCUAGGUUUUCAGCUAACUAUGGAGCUAAGGUUGCGAUUUGUGAGCUUCCUUUUCAUCCAAUCAGCUCAGAAGUAGUUGGAGGAGUUGGUGGAACAUGUGUUCUUCGUGGUUGUGUUCCAAAGAAGAUUCUAGUGUAUGGAGCAUCAUUUGGAGGUGAUAUUGAGGAUGCCAGGAAUUAUGGGUGGGAAAUAAAUGAAAAAGUGGAGUUCAACUGGAAAAAGCUAUUGCAGAAGAAGACAGAUGAAAUAACCAGGUUAAAUGGAAUUUACAAGCGGUUGCUGUCUAAUGCUGGGGUUAAGCUGCUUGAAGGAGAGGGAAAGGUUGUUGGGCCUAAUGAAGUUGAGGUGACACAAUUAGAUGGCACUAAAUUGAGCUAUUCGGCAAAGCACAUACUGAUUUCAACUGGAAAUAGAGCUCAACGUCCUAAUAUUCCUGGGCAGGAGCUGGCUAUAACCUCUGAUGAGGCAUUGAGUCUGGAAGAUAUGCCCAAGCGUGCUGUGGUGCUUGGUGGAGGGUACAUUGCCGUUGAGUUUGCUUCAAUAUGGCGUGGCAUGGGUGCCACUGUGGACCUAGUUUUCAGAAAGGAGCUUCCGUUAAGAGGUUUUGAUGAUGAAAUGAGGGCAGUGGUUGCAAGAAAUCUGGAGGGCAGGGGAAUAAAUUUGCACCCCAGGACAACUUUGACGCAGUUAAUUAAAACUGAGGAUGGCAUAAAAGUUUCUACAGAUCAUGGAGAAGAGUUCUUGGCAGAUGUUGUGCUUUUUGCUACUGGUCGGGCACCCUAUACAAAGAGGUUAAAUUUGGAGACUGCAGGCGUGGAGCUUGAUAGUACUGGAGCUAUUAAGGUUGAUGAGUACUCACGCACCAACAUACCUAGCAUAUGGGCUGUUGGUGAUGUCACAAACCGAAUGAAUCUUACCCCUGUGGCCUUAAUGGAGGGAACAUGCUUUGCAAAAACUGUUUUUGGUGGGCAACCUUGCAAACCAGAUUAUAGGGAUGUACCAAGUGCUGUAUUUAGCAUACCACCUUUGUCUGUAGUAGGCCUCAGUGAAGAGCAGGCAAUAGAGCAAGCAAAAAAUGAUAUAUUGGUUUUCACUUCAACCUUCAAUCCUAUGAAGAAUACUAUCUCUGGACGGCAAGAGAAGACAGUGAUGAAGCUUGUUGUUGAUGCUGAGACGGAUAAAGUUCUUGGCGCUUCAAUGUGUGGGCCUGAUGCUCCUGAAAUUAUACAGGGAAUUGCUGUUGCAUUGAAGUGCGGAGCAACAAAGGCCCAAUUGGACAGCACGGUGGGAAUACACCCUUCUACUGCCGAGGAAUUCGUGACAAUGCGAUCAUUGACCAGGCGCAUUACUGCAGGAAGCAAACCAAAGACAAACCUAUAAAAAAAUCAUGAUGGGAAGAGAGAAACCUAGGUUGAAUGUUUCACUUAUACAAUAAAAAAUCAGGCAGAUGAUUAGAAUGCUGAUGUGCAGUCCAGUAAUAGCUGCAGUCUUGUAUAAUAUUUAUAUUAAAAGCAUUUCAGAUGUUGGAAACAGUGUAAUUUUGUUUCUUAAAAUAAUACUGUUAUUGGGAUUAGCAUCCAUUAUCCUCAGAUGUGGUUACGUUAGCCAAUGGCAACACUAUUUCUAGCAAUAUGAUCUCGUAUAUACAAUAAAUUUUGAUUAAUCCAUCAGAUGUA